AUGGUAGUUGCCAUAGAAGAGUUGAAAUAUUUGUCACCAUUGACAAAGGAAGAUCUUCGAGGUAAACUUGAAUCUUGUGAACAAAGAAUGGCUAAAAGAGCUCCAGGUAAGUGGAAGAGCGAUGUGGCUUUGCAGGCUCAGUCGGCAAGAGAAAAGAAAGGAAAAGGAAAGUGGUUCGACAACAAAGAAAAACAAAAGAAUCAAGAAAGUGAUGUAAAUUUUGCAAAACACAAAGAAGAAAAGAUGGUGCUGAUGGUCACAACAAGAGAUGCAAAAAGAUACAAGGACCAGUGGUACAUGGACUCAGGAUGCUCAUCACAUAUGUAUGGAAAGAAAGAUUGGUUUAUCAACAUAAAGCCCUCAAUGAAGAAAAUGGUAAAAUUUGAAGAUGAAAAUACUCUAGCAGCUGAAGGUAUAGGUGUUGUUUUGAUUAUGAGGAAAGAUGGUAAAGUUUCAGAAAAGCAACAUAAGAAUGGCUUCAACAAGGAUGCAGGAAGCAGGUCGAAGGAAAUUCUUGAAAUCCGAUACUAUGAUGUGUAUCGUCGUCCUAUCCAGGUGGAUUCGAUUAGAGCAACAAUGAACUCGGUUAAAAAACUCAAGAGUGAGUCAACCGAGUUGCCUGAUUGUGUUAUAUCUUAUAUCUUUUCCAAGUUAAGUUUGAAGAAUUUGGUGAAAACUAGUGCUUUGUCCAAACAUUGGUAUCAUGAAUGGGGAUCAAGGAAGGACCUCACGUUUGAUCUCCAUAACAUGUUUGAUUAUAAUACAAUGCCAGACUUACCAAUAGCCCUUCCACUCUUUCAACCGAUUCAAUCUCAAUUUGCCGCAAGUUUGGAUAAUUUCAUGCAGAAAUAUCCCGGUGACAUGAUCCGUUCAAUCCGACUCAAUUUUCCAUUAGAUAUUGAUCAUACUUAUGCCAUUGAUGAAUUGGUUCACAAAGGAGUUCUUAAGGGUGCCAAUCGUAUUGAGCUGCUAUUAGCAUAUAAAACUGAUUUAAAAGUAGAUCGAGAGCCAUACAUAACUGAUUUUAAAUUAGAGCCAUACAAAUUUUUAUUUCCUCUCUUGUCUGGCCCUAAUUCUCUCACAUAUCUACACCUACAGAACUGCCACAUAGCAGCAACUAUGGAAUUUUCUGGAUUGAAGAAUUUGAAAACUCUUGUGUUGACUCUAGUUCCUGUGGAGCAGAAUAUGCUUCAGGAUCUGUUUUUAAACACCCAUCUUGAGAACUUGACUCUUAAUCUAUGUUGGAUCCUAUCUGACUUAAAAAUAGAUAGUACAACAUUGCUUCAUUUGAAAGUUAUCUGCGGUCGUAUCAGGAAGACGAGAAAUAUUGAUAUUGUUGCCUUAAAUCUCUUAUCUAUUGAAUAUUCUUCCAAGUUUUUCUUAAAUCAAUUACACAAGGUGAAAAUUAACUCUCAAAUGUUAUCCAAGCUUACCUAUAGACAUGCUAAAAAAUUUAAUGUUGAGUUUUCUAAACUGACAAAUGUUACAACAAUUGUGUUGGAUCAUCUCCUUGAAGGUGAUGUCAUAACGCAUUUGUUUUCUAACUGUCCCAAACUGGAACGUGCCACCAUUAACAUGUGCCUGUUCACGUGUGGUUUGAACAUUAUUAGUGCAACGUUGCGUCAUUUGAGUAUAGUUCGCUGUUACCAUAAGAAUGACCGUACUUGUAAGAUUGAUAUUCAUGCUUCGAAUCUCUCAUCCUUUGAAUAUAGAGGUUACAAUCGGACGAGAAGCAUAAUCUCUCUAGAGGCUCCAAAGUUAUUGAAGGUUUUUUGGGAUGCAGGUUUUAACAAGAUAAAUGUAAAUAACUAUGCUACAAUUGCAAGAUUACAUCACCAUGAGAAUUUCGGUAUGCCUAUGACCCUUUCGCAGAUAUCCGAGUUAACGAAGGAGUAUUUGGUUCAAUUUAAAAAACUUAGACAAUUGGAAUUAUAUAUUGCUGGAGCAUAUAAUCCUAGUAUGGACAACUUUUGGAUUUUAGAUCUUGCAAUGGCUUCUCAACAUCUCCAAAAACUUUCUCUAACAAUUAGAAAUGGAUAUUCGGAGAUAUCACAUAUAGAUGGUUAG
Vicia villosa (hairy vetch) is the source of this 2067-nucleotide messenger RNA. RefSeq lists its product as uncharacterized. The transcript has 6 exons. Gene Ontology annotation, molecular function: protein binding. The coding region runs from base 1 to 2067 and encodes 688 amino acids. The record is from RefSeq and is a predicted model, not a curated record. NCBI's taxonomy places the organism in Eukaryota, Viridiplantae, Streptophyta, Magnoliopsida, Fabales, Fabaceae.